GACGUUGAGUUUGUUGUAGGAAAAGUUGUUGUUGUGUGAAAAUGUCUAAAGUCCAAAUGCUGAGAGCGUUGGUGAAGCAGCGACUAACUGCGGCUGCUGAAGAGAUAUUUGGGCUGUUUGAAAGAACCAUAGCAGAGUACGAGGAGGAACUUUGUCGUUCUAAAGAGGAGAACCACCGACAGCGACACCUGCUGGACGCCGUCUUUAUCCCUGAAGUACAAACAGAUCAUCAGGAGGUGUUGAUGGAUAAAGAUGAUGUUGCCACUGAGCAGACACACAUGAGUCCUGCUCUGGCCCAGGAAGACCCCAAGUCCCUGAACAUUAAAAAGGAACAAGAGGAACUUUGGAUCAGUCAGAAGAAGGAGAUGGUUCAAGGGCUGGAGGAGGCCAAUGUCACUCACAGCAGGAAAUCAGAAGAUGAUGGAGAGGACUGUGGAGCAUCACAACCAGACAGAAACUCCAAUCCAGGCUGUGAUUUACAAAGACACGCUGAAGACAAGGAUUCAGAGUGUUCCCAGCCUAAAACUGUUGGUGGCUGGACAGAAACUGCAGAACCUCAGUCAGGUUUAAAGGACUGUAAUUCCGGAGAGAAACAUUUUAGCUCCUUUCACUGUCAGAAAAGAUUUGGUUUGGAGACACCUGUGGGUGCUCACUCUGGACAGGUGUUUAGGUCUUUAAAUUAUGUUCAAGGAUUUGGACAAGCAGAAGGUCUGACACAGCAUGUGAAGAGCCACAUGGCAGAGAAGCCGUACCAGUGGAGUGUUUGUGACAGAAACCUCACGUGUAAAUCAGACAUCAUUAGCUACUGUGUUGGUGAGUCCUCACAACUACUUCAAGGCCAGACUGAGGAGGACAGGGAAGCGGAGCCUCAAGCCAGCACCUCGACCCAACACCUGGAAACAGGAGCCGAUACAGAGGACUGCAGGGGACCAGAACCAGAUUCAAACUCACAUACUGAUGGUAAUUUUCUACCAGAAAAUGACAACAAGAUUUCUUUAUCUUCUAAACCUGACAGCGAAGUCAGCAAUGAAGACUGGAAGGAGGCGGGCGACCCGCGGUUAGGGUUAAGCUAUGUGGCAAAUGAUGGACUGUCUGCAAGUGAUCUGGCCUGGAAUACUGUUGAGAAUCCAUUUAGCUGCUCUUAUUGUACUAAAACCUUUAACCGGAAGGACAAUCUGAAGAGACACGCAAGAAUUCAUACAGGAGAGAAACCACUUGCUUGUAACAGGUUUAAGCAGCAGGACUCUGACUCGCCCGCUCCCAAGAGAAGUCGUUCUGAAGAAAAGCGAUACAGCUGUUCGGUGUGUAAGAAACGUUUCGGCUGGAGCACUGAUCUCGUGAGACACAUGAGGACACACACAGGAGAGAGACCUUACAGCUGCUCCUUUUGUAACAAAGGUUUCACACAGAAAGUGACUCUGACAGCACACAUGACUCUGCAUACAGGUGAGAAACUGUUCAGGUGCAACCAGUGCGGGAAAGGGUUUAACCAGAAAUCAUAUUUGAGGAAGCAUAAGUGUCUGGAGGUCGGCUCUUUCUAGACCUGCCUGUUCAGCUGGUGAUUUUCUGGAACAUUUCUAUAUCCUGAUUUACUCUGACUGAAGGACACAGAGCCUUUUAAAAUUACAGAUGUUUUACCGCAACUCUGGAUUGGAGUGUCAGACCAUCUUAUGUCAGCAAGCAGGUAUUCCACAAAGAGAGAAAAACCCAGAACCUGCUGACUUGUCUUUGACCUUUGAGAAAACAAAGUAAGCCUGUAUUUGGAGAACUAUGAGCACAGUAAGAUGCAUAAGGCUUAAUGAUAGCUGACACCACAAACUGUUUCUGUUCACUUUGACCUCACAGGAAGAGGGUCAGCAUUUGGAUCCCAGCCGAGUCCGUGUGUCGAUCACUUGUCCCUUCCAUUGUUUUGUGUGCUUUCUUACGGAAAGACCAGCUUCCUCCCACAGUCAAAAGAUGUUCUGCUUGGGCUAAUUCCUGGAUUGGUACACUUGCAUUUUUGGUGCAAAACUCAUUCACGCCAGUUACUGCGACUCACCUGUGGUGAAUUAGCUUUGAGCAUCCAAUCAGCUCAUCCAAUCAGAGCCUUCUUACUACUUCUGAUGUUUGAGGUGGUAGAAGUAAAUAAAGUCCAAGUGGUCUCAGUUAUAUGUUUAAUUAUUUUGGAAUCAUGUGUUAUACUGAAGUGUAAAUUGUUCUAAAUCAAGGCUGAAAACAAAUGAUGGACAGUGCUCAUGUGUUCAUCCAUUCAGGACUUUCCUCAGGAAAACACAAAUCCAUUAGAUUUCAAAAAGGCAAACAUGAUCAGAAAAAGAUGAGAAAUGAGCAUGUGAAAAAAAUUGGUGUGUUGCCAUGCUUGUUAUCAAAAUACAGAGUAUCACCUAGUGGGGAAAGGAGUAUGGUAUUUUCCAGAGUAUACUCACUGUGUUUUACUAGUUUGGGAGGCCCUGCAACUUAUACAACAUGUACGUAUACCGAAAAUUAACAAGUUUGUAGUU
Thalassophryne amazonica is the source of this 2498-nucleotide messenger RNA. RefSeq names its product zinc finger protein OZF-like. The coding region runs from base 42 to 1541 and encodes 499 amino acids. The transcript has 2 exons. The record is from RefSeq and is a predicted model, not a curated record. Gene Ontology annotation, molecular function: DNA-binding transcription factor activity; RNA polymerase II cis-regulatory region sequence-specific DNA binding. NCBI's taxonomy places the organism in Eukaryota, Metazoa, Chordata, Actinopteri, Batrachoidiformes, Batrachoididae. Gene Ontology annotation, biological process: regulation of transcription by RNA polymerase II.